This is a messenger RNA of Linum trigynum, 6385 nucleotides long. NCBI's taxonomy places the organism in Eukaryota, Viridiplantae, Streptophyta, Magnoliopsida, Malpighiales, Linaceae. The record is from the annotation of a GenBank genome assembly.
CCUAAGUGAAGGGAAGUUACUCCAUAGAGAAGAGAGAGACUGCAGAAAUCUGAUCUAGAUCUUCAAUCUCCAUCUCCAAGCUUGAUUCCCGAGCUCCAAUGGCGAAGAAAUCCUCCAAAAUAGCUCCAAGAAUGUUCCCAAGUCGCUCUCUCUCUCUAGGGUUCGUCCCUUGGGUGUUUGGGAUCCAAAACCCAGCUCUCCUCUUCUUUGGUUCGGAAUUUGGCUUAAAACCAGGAAAUCCCGACUCGCACGGCCAGGGUGCACGGCUGUGCAUAUCACCAUUCUGGCCGUGCAACUCAAAACGCAGCGUGUCAUUUAGUCGAACUUCAGCCCUCUCGCACGGCCAGGGUGCACGGCCGUGCGAGCUUCAGGGGUUGCCCGUGCGUGUCCUCGGCAUAAGGCGCACGGCCAUAUUGCUCACGUGCACGGCCGUGCAGCCUCCCUGGUCUGCCCGUGCAGCUCCCCAAAAACCUCGCCAUUCGUCCGUUCUUCGUCCAAUCGACCCCAGACUCGCUCCUAAGCCUUCAUUCACGUACUAGGACCUGAAACAUCACAAACAAGCACAACCUAGCGUGAAAUCGGUCUAAACCACGAGAAAUCACAUCUCAAACGGUGUAAGAACAGGGGUAAAAACAUGUGUAAUUAACGGUCUAUCAGAGUCACUGCCAAAAAUCUGAAUAGUGCCCAUUAAGUAGUGUUUCUUAGCAGUUUGGCUUAGAAAUGCUGACAUUUAUAUAACCACCUUCGCUCUUGUGCUCUAAAGAAUAUGAGUAAUGCAGAAUGGCAGAGAAAAAGUAAGUGGUUUGAUUGACUGUGAUUGUGUUGGGUUUAGAACUGUGGAACCUUGUGCUAUGAAUACUUACACCACCUAAAAGGCCUUUUUCCCCAUGUCCAAGACCCUAGCCAGUCAUCUGAACCUGUGUCUUAGACCUCCAUAUUAGUUAGUGGUGACACCCCAUAUGCGAACUUUAGCAUUUAGAGGCUGCCGUCAUGGUGAAGAGAUGUUAGGGAUUGAUAGAAUAAGCAUGCGCACUUUUCGCAUCAAAUUGUCCUGACCCCACUAGUCGAGAGUGAGCAAUUCAUUUUCUCAUAUUCUCUAUACUCUUGUACCCCGGUGAGGACCUAGAUUGCUCGGUCUCUAUUCUGAUAUCUUGAGUUUUGUGCAUGAGGUGACUGUCUUGAGUAAGUGGUUGAGUCAAGUCUAGGUUGGUUGGUAAACAGAAGGGAGACUCCUCCUUUACUCGAUUUUGCUGCACUCGAAUGUCCUCUGUGGUGGUUGUCCAGGUUGCUAUUGAAGUUGUUCAUGUGUUGAUGUUUGAAAGCCAGUAUGAUUCACGUGUUCUGUGCCUUUAUGAUUUGUCCCCAAUGUUGGUAUGAUUGAAAUAUGUGAGCUUACCUUGUGUAUGACUUGGUUUGCUUGGGGACAAGCAAACGGUUAAGUGUGGGGGAGUUUGAUAGACCGUUAAUUGCACAUGUUUUUACCCCUAUUCUUACACCGUUUGAGAUGUUGAUUCUCGUGUUUUAGGCCUAUUUCACGCUAGGUUGUUCUUGUUUGUGAUAUUUCAGGUCCUAGAACGUGAAUGAAGGUUUGGGAGCAAAUUCGGGGUCGAUUGGACAAAGAUUGGACGUGUGGCGAGGCGCUGAGGAAGCCACACGGGCACUCCUAAAACCCACACUGCCGUGCAAGUCACCCAUGUGGCCGUGUGGGAUUUAGCGAGGUUUCACACGGGCACCCUGGGAAUUCCACACGGCCGUGUGUCCCUGGCUGUGUAGGAAGCCUGAAGUCCAAUUAUUAGAAACGCCGCGUUUUGGCACUCACACGGGCAGCUGGGUAAGCCACACGGCCGUGUGGCCUGCCCUGUGUGGUCGGGAAAAUCUGGGUUUUAACCCAAUUUCGAGCCAAAGGAGAGGGAGUCAACUUUUUGGAGCAAAAACAGAGCCCUAGAAAGAGAAAGUGCGAAGAACUCAUCCUAAGAGUGGUUUUGGAGCUGGGUUUCAUCAAAUUAAGCUUGGAGAUCAUCAUAGGAGUGAAAAUCAUCAUCCCAGAGCAGAUUCUUCCCAUUAUCAUGAGUAUGAGUGCUUUGUAUUCUGUUUUCCCCUCUCUCUCUAUGGAGUAGAACUUUCUCUCACUUGGGUAUGAAGAACCCUAGUUCCAUGUGUUAGGGAUUUUGAUUGUAAUGACUUGGGAUUGUUAUACUGUUUGAUUAUAAUCGAAUGAUGCAUGAUUCAUUAAAUUAAUUGAAGUCUGAUUAGCUUUUCUUGAUUUCUGCUGCAACUUGAGAUAGAUAGAAUCUUAUUAGGUUGUUAGAGCUUCAUCAUUCGGUAGUAGUAUAUUGGUUAUACGAGAGUUAGUCAAUCUACUGCUUUGUACUGGAAUCCAAUUCCAGUAGUGGAGUUCUGUUUUCAUAGCCUCAGCUUUCUAUCCCGGUGAAGACUAGUCGUCUGCCGGGUAGUUUGACUGAGAGGGCUUGGUCAGCUUAAGAGAUUCCAAGCUACUGUCGGAUCUUCCGCAGUUUAAUCAACAGUAAAUCAACCUAGGGUAAUUACAAUUGAGACCUAACUAAGGAGCUAGGGGGACUCAUUCCCGAGUGACUCUUCCUUUGCUUCAGAAAACCGAACCAUUUCCUGCUUUCUUACUGUUUUUCAUUAAAAAACAACAAUCAAAUCGACCUAGUUUGCUAGAUAAUAGAUAAUCACGGAGUAGGCAGUAGAUCUAGACCCCGGGUUGAUAAUAGAACUUGCCACUUUACUGUAUUCCCGGACUGCGAUUAUACUUGGUCGCAAUUUGGUGUUGUGUUUUAGCGUGUCAUAUAUCAAGGUUUAUUGUUCUCUUAAGGCGUAUCAUGACCCCUUUCAAUAGUAUUCAAUGUUUCAUACUAGGACCACUACAUGAGAACUAGUUUCUAGUCACAGGCUCUUACUCACAGUAUUUUUUCCCGUAUUAAGUAGUACACUAACAGUCACAGGAAAGGUUACCGUAAUUAGUUAUACAAUUCUAAUCACGGGAACUAAUUUUUUUGUUUUUUAGUUUCUAUGUCCCAUGAUUAAUAGUUAGUCACCGUUGAUUCCCGUUAACAAUGUGUCAAUUUUCAAUUUUUUAUAAUAUUUGCUUUACUUUGUAAAGAUAAUUUAUUUUGACUCCAAAAUUUCCCUUAACGCUAAAGUUACUUUGAAACCAAAUUUUGUUUAGGCUCCAAAAAUUCAAUUUCACUUUAAAAUUUGGCUCCACAAAUUUUCCAACAGCAAAAUUUGCCCGCCAAUUGAAACACUCAUUUCUUUCCCCUCUCAUACCCAUACUCUCUCUCUUUCUUUGUUCUUCUUCUCUAGAGGAAUUGAGGCUGGAGCCAAACCCUUCUUAGCCCCCCUGAAACUCUACCUUAGCCGCCCAAAAUCCACCAAUUUAUUCAUAAUCAAAACCCUGGGUUCUCGUUCAUUUUCCCUCUUCUCUUCAUCCACUCUUCCCCUGCCAAUCUUUGAUAUUCGUUCAUCAGACUACACGUCCGAGAAGGGAAUUGGAAAAUCGGGUUAGCCGCUCCACUCCAAGCAAUCAACCGGGAAUGACGUACACUGGAGGAGAGUCGAUUUAAGGGUCCAAGUUUUCUGGUGAGAACUUUGUCAAGAAGCAGAACGGCCCCAAAUUCUUUCCAUGACCAAUGUUGGGCUAGGGAAAACAGAUCUGAGUUCUUCAUCUGCACUGCCUAAAUCGAGUGGCUGGAUGACAAGCACGUGGUACUCAAGUAGGUCAUGAAGUCCUUAGGCAUAGUCAAAGGCGAUUCGGAAGGUCAGAUAUGGAUCUGGGAGGACUUUCAAGCUCGUCUACAUUGCCGAGUGCGGCCAGCUCUAGGUGUUAAUAGGAUGUUUUUUCCCAUUCCAUUUAUAUUAUUCUUCAAUCAGUGACGACAUGGUGGUUUUGAUGUCUCUUUCUUCUAUGUUUAUGUUCUGUUUUCAUUGUUUUGGUGAGUUAGCGUUUCAGGUGUCUUUUAAGUGUUGGGUAUGUGAUGAGUUUCAUUACCACUAACUGGUUUGAGGUUUAUCGAUUCUGCGUAGGCUAGAAUCUAGAAGGCUGGUGGUGAAUGCCUUGCCAUUUGAUCUGCCUACUUUGAGCCGAGAACACGGUAUGAUGCUUCCACACCAGAACACGGUGUGAUGCUCCCAUCUUUCUCCCUUCCUUUUAUGGUUUGAUUAACUUCCUCCCGAAAUUCAUUGGUUUUGCUUGUUGCAUUGAACGAAUGGUUAGCUAGGGAUCUCUGUUUUGGAUAUGUGUUUACAGACUGAUGGUUAAAAUUUAGAGUAGUUCUCAGGGGUCGUAAAAAUGAUAGUGAAGCACUUUUCCCAGCUCGUAGUAUGCCACACUACCACCUAAACCCUAUACUAGGUUGAAGGGAAGGAAGUUCUAGAUAUCUAUGCGGAGGAGGAACAACAGGAGACAUUGGGUUUAAGUUGUUGGGUUUGCAUAGUUGAUGAUGUACUAAAGAGGAUUGGUGCAUAGAGUUUACUUGGGAUUUGUUGUUUAUCAUCAAAGACUUAAAUAUGUUCCUUCUCAGUUCUGAUUAUAUUUUGUCUGCAUGUCUCAAGCUCUUUAGUGUGUCUUGAAAGUUUGUUGUUAACACAUAUUGCGGGCUUUUAGUUUUGCCCUUAGCAAGUUCCCUUAGUGUAUAUGUGAAAAUCUGAUUCCUACCUCAUAUUCAUCCAAAAUGAAGUUAGUAGUAUUUGUGUUCUAUCCUGUGUUAAAGUUUGUUGUUAGUGCAGAUUGGUUGCUUAAGACUUGCCCCUUCAACCUUCUUUCUCCCAAUAUACUGCUUUCUUCAAUUUGUGCAGACUUAUAUUGAGAAAGAAGAUGGUAAGAAGUUGAAGCAGAAGCAACGAGAGAGCACACAUCAUUUAUCAGAUUUCAUUAACUGGCACUGACAUGUUGUUUUUGUUCUUGUGUCAUUUCUGCUUUGUACUUAUUGCUACUCUGUGCCAAUGACUUCUUUUGCAGUUCUCCAUGAUGCCUUUUUGAAGUUCCAAACAAAGCCAAAAGUAACAAGUCACAGUGACUUAUUCUGCGAAGGGAAGGAAUUCAAUGUACAAAUUCUGCAUUUCCUGGGUUAUUAUGUUCAAUACUGCUUCAGCCGCAGUUCUUCAUAUUUUUGCUCUUUAUUUCUCCAAAUUCAGCACCAAAUGCACCAAUCCCUCCAUAAGCUAGCUAUAGUUAUUAUCCUGCUGGUAGGGCCAAACCUCCAGUUGGGGAAGAUCCCACGGUGUGUUUGAUGCUAGUAGAAUUGUAAUAUACAAACUGGAUUGCUUGUAUUGGUGAUUUGGAAUUAGUUAGCCUUUUGAGCUUAAGUUUUUUUUUUUCUAGAAGUUUAAGGAUAUGUUCCAUGUGUUUGAUUUUCUUUUCUGGUGCUUUAUCCUUGAGCAUUACUUUGCAAUUAAGCCUCUCUUUGUUAAUGAGUCAUUCAAUUAUGUUCUAUAUAGCAUGUUACAAUGUAUUCGUGCUAAAAUUUCUUUUUGUCGUGUGCUGCAAGUUCUUACAAAAGCAGCUUAUGGGAAACUGAAUAGCAAAUGACUUGUUUCAUGUAGAAAAAUGAAGUAAUCUUUCAAAGACAAAGCACAAUACUGGGUUGCAUAGUGUGGAACUUGCUCAAAGUACGUUCUCCUUUCUUCUCUAGCUUUUGUGCUUCUUUGAUUGGUUGGUUCCAAUUGAUUUGUGCUUCUUUGAUAAUGUCCCUCUAUUUCCAUGGUAAAAAACCUUCUACCAUGAUCAGUGACUCUCCCAUGCUCCCAUGAUGAGUAACAUCUUUACCCUGAUCUCGCUCCUUAUCGUUCUAUCUAUGCUUUUGUAUUGCACCUGUUAAUAGAUGAUUAUGUGUUUGAUUUUUGGCAGAGAAGAUGAAGUAGCUUGUAAGGGCAAUUGACAUGUCAUUGAACAAAGAGGAAGAAGAAUUUCAAAGUGGAUGAGUAGAGAAGAUAUAUAGUUGUGUACAAAGGAUUGAUACUUGGUUAGUGAUGGGUUUACUUUUUCCGGGUUAACGAAUUCAUGUAAAAGUUUUUUUUUUUUUUUUUAUAAGGAUGAUAUAUGUUUCUUCUUUGUGAUUAAGGUACUACUUAAGGGAUUCGAACCUGGGACCUCCAGGUUCUACCACUAGACCAAGCCCAAAUUCGUUAACCCGGGGAAAGAAUUCAUGUAAAAGUUUGAAAGGACAUAAUUUGUAAUGACCUUUGACUUUUGUUUUGGAUAUUAAGCUACCUGAUUUGUAAUUACUUUUGAUUGAGGCUAUUAAGGUACAUCAUUUGACAAGUUCUUUAUUGUCAUUUCAUUAGUUAGACUCUCAAUACGUCAAGUUCCAACAUGGAGAAAUGACAAGAAAAAAACUAGGUGUAAUUAAUUAGGGAAAUUCUU